AAAAAGGAAGUGCAACUUUGAAUCUCUUAUCAGUUACUAUUAUUCCGUAUUCGUUCUCACUCGGAUUGGAUCAUUGGACUUCUGCUACAUUUUUCCUCCACCAUAUACGUUUACUUUUCUGUUAAACAAGAAGAAUAAACAGAAACAACUCUUGGAAAAAGUUCAUUCCAUCAAUUUAUCACCCAUGAUUUAAUGGGGGAGAACUCGUCGAUCCCAUUCGAACAGUUCAAGCUCUCGGCCGAUUCCGAAAUCCCAUUUGAUCUAUUCGUAUCCAAGAAAUACAAGGGCCUCGGGGUUCGAGGAUUUGUUAGAUUCGCUGAUUCAACCGGAAAUUCGGUGUACACAGUGCAGAAAUCGUCGUACAAAUCAGCUGCUCGCGAUCAAGAUUGCGUGAAGCAGCUCCUCGAUUCUUCUGGAAAUAUCCUUUUCUCAAUUGCCCGAGUUGACAAAGGAUCAUGGCGCGGAUAUAAGGGAAAUGGUGAAGACAAGGAAGUGAUCUUCACAGUAGAGAAGCGUGUGGAUGUGUCCAGAAGAGCUGAGUUUGGAGUGUUACUUGUUAACAACAGCAAUGAAGAUUCAAAGACUGAGUUACUGAUGAAAGGCAACCCUUUCAAGAGAUCCUGCACCAUCUACAAAGGCGACUCCAUUGUAGCUCAGACUAGCCUCAUGUACAAGCUUGGAAUGGGGAAAGUUUUCGUCCCCAGAAACCGGUUUCGUGUAACAAUUUUUCCGGGAUUUGCUGACCGUAGUUUAGUUGCUUGUCUCAUUGCUGUAUACUUCGAUGGAAGAAAGCUUUGGAUAUGAGGUGAUAUUGUAGCUUAUACUUCUCUUGGCUUCCUAUUGAAUUUAAUAAAAUGUUCGUUUUUAACAGAA
Molecule: messenger RNA, 873 nt
Organism: Salvia miltiorrhiza (redroot sage)
Lineage: Eukaryota; Viridiplantae; Streptophyta; Magnoliopsida; Lamiales; Lamiaceae
Product: protein LURP-one-related 7
Exons: 3
Coding region: 193-804 (203 amino acids)
Source: RefSeq, a predicted model, not a curated record